AUGUCCUCGCGGGGGUUGGUACCCGUCGGCUCUCAGUUCAUCCCGCAGAGACCGCGAGAGCAUCUCAGUGCCUGGAGGGCACCCACGGCACCCAGACGCAUCCAGGGCCUGGACAUGAGCUUCCAGUGGGCACCACAGGCUCGGAGAUUUCCCAUCGAGGCAGGUGACUGUCCCAGCUCAGCUGUGCCUCCGGAAAGACAGGAGCCGAUAGAUGCGGAGCAGCCUGUGGGAAG
This is a messenger RNA of Tauraco erythrolophus (red-crested turaco), 233 nucleotides long. The record is from RefSeq and is a predicted model, not a curated record. Lineage: Eukaryota; Metazoa; Chordata; Aves; Musophagiformes; Musophagidae.